AUGAAUCGUCCAGUCUCCUGUGCGCCCAGCCUGGUGCGCCUCAUCCCAUCUCAUGCAUGGCUGCCAGUAAUGGUCUACUGGGUGUCAGCUUUUAUUGGCACGAUACAAAGCAAGUGCCAAGGACUGUUGCACCGACUCCCCGAGCAGACUCGGCCUCUGGAUAAAAGCAAGCAAAAUGCCUCAGUCGAGCACAGAAAUAUAGAAAUGUUAAGCUGGAAAGAGGAAGUACAGUGGAGAGGGGAGGGACCGAGGGCAGAGUUCCAUGGGGCUGCCGCGGCACUUCGAACUUCUGCACAUGGAGCGGGGGAGAGUUGGAAGAACUUCAUAUUGCAAACUCAAGGAAUAGCAGGUAUAGUAACUUUCACGAUGCUUGUUAACUUAAAACUAAUUUAAAGUGUUUAUUCGUAUUUCUAAAUAGUAAGAAAUGAAAGAUCGUUACUCUUUUAAAAUGAACUACCUAACAGAUUGGAAAACAUUGUCCUGAAGUCUGGUGCAGGUGCGUGAGCGUCUGAAAUCCUGUGACGCGGGUAUUUUUAUAGAUGUGCAUGUAACGGAUUUGACUAAUCAAGGAAAAUGUUAAUGUUUCAUGAAUGUUAUACAAUUUUUAUGUGCAUUAUAAUUAAUAUCGAAUGUAUUUUCUUUUCUAAAAUAAUGGAAUAAUGGAAUAUUUUCCUCCUUUCCCAAACUCAUUUUUAGGAGAUUACAGGAAUUGCUCACAAUUAUCUGAACCAUAUCGAAACAGUAGGCUAUAUGUCUUGUCAUUGACAAUUAAGCCUAUUAGAAUUAGGCUAAACAUAAAAACAAAAACAGACAUUUCCUUGGUUUCAAAGUUUUCCAUAGACUGGUUUCACUUUUCGUGCCAGAUUGCCACCUGUUGCAACUGUGCGCAUCCAGAAGUCUACAAACCAUUUUAAUUCAUGUCAUUCAAGCUGGAGUUCUUAUUUCAGAAGUCCACUUUCCAUUAUUACAAAUGAAACCAAGUAAAUUGAAAUAACACGUAUAAACUUGAUCUAAACAGUCCUCAAUAAAAGCGCAAUAAUUAGCUUUAGCCUAGGCUAUAACUACGUUUCCCACAGUAUGAAAAACGUAAUCUGUUUCUCUGCCCUUUUCAAAGUUACAUGAAAAAGACACACACACUUCAAAAUCCCUUUUCAAAAUGCCCAAGACGGUCUCAAUUAUUGGUUGGUCUGAUCCGAACCUGACAUGUGUGUUGAUAGUAUUGGUGGGCAGGGCUCAAGUAUAGCCUACUGUUAACAUGUUGUGAAACUGACAUUCAACAAGAACACCACAGAAGAUUCAUUUUGAGAGAAAUAAUGUGGAAACAACUCAAAGUACUUUCCUCACACCUUUGUGCGCUGGGACAACAUUUUACAAGCUUCAACACGGAGGCUAUUUUAUUCUUGUAAUGAGGAACUAUAACCAUAAACAAUGAAAAAUCCUACUCAAGUCGGCUAAUUAAUUUGGUUAAUAUGGAGUAAUAAGGUAUAUCAUAUUUUCAUUACUGCAUUGUCUAGAUUGUCCUCACAAAACUUCAAAAGCAAUGUUGAUCUUGUUUUAACUUGAUUUAAUUUGCUGUUGACAAUAUUAUUUCCAUUUUGUUGACAGUAAAAACUGCCCUACAAAGACAAAACGCAGUAACUACGUACUUUUUUUUACCGUAAAAUCUGACUUCAAAUUCUUUUUCUGUCUAGACAGACAGCAAUUUCUGAUACUCCAUGAUAUAUUCUAAUCAUCUGGCUUGUUCUUGUGUCAGGAAACUAUAUACCACAUUCAUCAGAUAACAUACCUGGCCAUUAGAACAGAUCAAAGAUGUUUGACUAAAUUCGUAGUUACUGUGUUGACAUUCUGUAUUAACUGUAUUAACAUUAAACAAGAUUAGGCUUCUCACUUUUUUAGGGCAGCCAAACACUUGCAUUUCAGUUUGAUAGCAGGCCUAAGGUAUAUUUUUCUCAUUUCAAGCAAACCACUGCCACCUCAAAGGUUUCUGUCCUACUGAAAAGAUGAGAUAAUAAUGUGAAAACUUGGGUGAUAGCAUUAUUAGGCAGGAAUGUGCUGCAUUUUUUUUUUUCAUGAAAAGUUUAUAUUGAAAACGAAUCCAAAAUUAAAAACACAGCAGCCUGUACAAAUGUACUCACCCUCAAGAAAAAAAAUAUGAUAUAUUUAAAUGACUAUUAGUAAACGAAGCAAUGAAUUGCACCCCACCCCAUAGCACAAUUACAUUUGAUUUAUCUGCUUCUUCUGAUUGAGGAGGGUUGAAAUGCUGCAAAUACGUGUUUGUGGAUUCAUCAGCAUCCUUAUUGUUAGCAUACUGAGGAAGGGGACAGAGAAAGAAAGGCUGUUAUUAAAAUGAUUCUCACUGAAUACCAGUGUAAUGAAGUGUGUCAAAUGCAAAUAAAGACCAUAAGGAAACUCCUUUCAAUGCUCCUAUACUGUAGCCCCUCUAACCCACAAUAGGUGCUAAAACAUUAGCUCAGUAAGAUUAUCAUCUUUCAAUUUAUGACUGCACAUUUCAUUAAUUGCUAAUGAGUAUUCUCUCUAUAAUUUUCAGAUGAUAAAAAAUGAAAAAGAUGACUGUUUUGACUGUUCAUUAUAUUACGUGGUGUAAUGUAGUAGGGCAUGGUUCCCCAAAUGGUGGUUUGGGACCCACAGGUGGGUCGCUGCUAAGGCAUGAGGGAGUUGUGGCACAAAUAUUGUUUUGUUUAACACUGGAAUGGAUGAGGUGGGUCUCAAUACACAAAAAGUAGUAUUAUUUUUUACAUCUCAGUAUCAAAAUAUAUUAUAUUUUGUAUGCCAUGUCAAAAGGAAUUUUCUGGAGAAACAAAGUAGGACUUUCAAGUACAGUCUUGAAUCACUCUUCUCACAGAAGCAGCAUAUACUUAUAAUAGUUUGAGAACAAAAACAUUUCAAUAAUAAUACCUGAUAUGAUAUCAUUCUUGUUUGACUUUUCUUUAAAAAAGUUAUUAAAAACUUAGCCUAAUGUUCUAUAUCACCCCUCAGAUUGUAUAGAUUUUAAUACGACUGAUUUAUUCAUUCAUAUAGGCCCCAUAUUAUUUGCACAUGUUUUAUGUUGAUAUUCCUGACAUUUAAGGAUAAAUAUGUGUUGCCAAAUGAUAGUUUACAUUAUAAAAUCCUGUCUGUCAGUUUUUACUCCCUCCCAGUAUCCAAAGUUUGCUGGUGUUGUACACUUUGGCUGUUUAACGGUUUGACUGUUUCAGUCUCCACCCUGCUCCCUGUCGUGUGUUCGCACCCUGCUCUGCACAGCCCCUUCGCCCCACCUGCCAUCCACCCCACACACACACACACACACACACACACACACACACACACACACACACACACACACACGCACACACACACACACACACACACGCACACACACACACACACACGCGCACACACACACACACACACACUCCCUUUAGUUUAGUUAGGACUGGGGGCGUUGUGAACCCACAGCCCUCUUCCUGUCACUCUACCCCUUACUGAGCGCACUCAGACCCACUGCCAUGACUCUUCCUGCCCUUUGUGAGGCACUUUCAGAAAGCGGCUGUUGCCCUUAGUGCCUUGUUUUGUCAUAUUUGACCAAAGUGGUGUCAUUCUGAAAUAUUGUCUGAAUGAAACCAUCCACAAAACACAAAAUAUAUUGAGAAUAGUCAACAAGAAAUAAACUACAACAUGACAUAGCAUUAAGAUAUCCAACUAAUUGGGUUUUGUCACAAACGCAUGUGGCUUAAAAUGAACCAGGAAACAAAACUAUGAUAAAAAAACAAAAAAACAAAUGUAAGAUUGCAUCAGGUAGUUAGUAACUAAAAGUAAUAACAAUGUUACUUCGGGUGAAUAUACAACUUCCUGAAUGCCUACACAAUUGUAUUGUGGUGGAACAUGGGAAUGCAUUUCUCACUUCUGUCAAAGUCCCCCACCAACAUGAUCAGUAUUUCCCUUCGCACCAUCCGCCCAGAAAAAAGAAAAAAGGGCACAUGUGAAUACCACCCCCCCCCCCCCCCCCCCCCCCCCCCCGACCUCCAAACUCCAGAUGCUAAAGAAUGAUGUCGCAGGCAGGGCCUCCUAGUCCUGUAUCGACACACUAGCAUGCAACACCCACUGUGCUCGCAGCGCCGCAUCUUCUGCACUUGGGUCCUGGGUGUUCGUGGGUUGUUGAGUCUCUGACUUGACUCGCAUGUCCGCUGAACAUUGUGUGUUGCGACAGCAGCGGGGGCUGCUUGGUGGCUUCCCACUAUUUGUUCCAAAUGUGUGGAGCCAUCUGUCAGUAAAACAGGAAGGCCUAGGUUCCCCUUCUCCCUCGGGCUCGCUUCGCUAUUUUAGGGAGCUUCACUUCUCCCUGUGUGGCUGGCUGGGCUGGGAAAGCGGCUCCACCAAGGGCCUUCUUGAAGUGGCGGAGCUGAGGCUGAGGCUGUUGUGCCCAUCUGCUGCAGGCUUGAGGGGGAUGCAUUAUUAAUGGGGCCACGCACACUGGUGACUCCUCAGAUAUGCAGCAGGCCCUGGCCAGGGGAUGUGCUCUUCUUCACUAAAUUGCCUCCUCUUGUGCGAGAGAAACUUACUUCGGUGCCCCUUGGCCUUCUCCUUCCUCUAUCUAUCUCUCUGUCGCUGGUUCUCUCUCUUUACUUUCGCUCUCUGACACACUCCCUGUCUGUCUUGGUUCCCUCCCCUCCCUAUCUCUGUAUCUCCCCCUCUCUCUCUAUCACUCUCUCUGGGUCCCUCUCUUUAUUAUCUUUCUCUCUCUCCUCUCUCUUUGUUUCUGAUUGUGGCGCCUCUCGCACACGUCUGUGCUCGGGUAGUGGCGCGCUCAGCGAUGCAUGCUCAGUAAAUUAGAGUGAACAUGAGCGCAGAUCAGCUGGGCACGGCAAACAGCCAUAUCCUCAGUGACCUAGGGCCACUUAAUUUUCGGCUUAAUUUUGCGGCAGUCAGUUUGCAUUUUUGGAUGAUUAGGUUGCAGGAAAUUAACAAUAAAUAACAAAUGUGGUCUGAAAGCCCCUUCCCAGCACCCCUCAUCACCAUAGCCCAUCACGCAAGGCCAAGCCACUCUCCCAGCCCGUCCUCUCUGUCAGACAUGUAAUGAAAAUGUCUGUAAUUCUUUGUAAUGUAAUGUGGGGGACAGUGGUGUGUCUUUCGGUGUGACAAAAGGGACAUUGCCGGCGUGACAGAGGUGUACACAGCGAGGUCAUGCCUUUAGUCAGUUGUGGCUUUUUAUAAUGUUGUGUUUUUUCAGCCCUGCUGUGCCGUUGAUCAAAUUUAAACACAUCUACAUCUCCGUCUCUCUCUAUCCCAUUAGAGUACCUGCACCGAAUGGAGACGGAGGAGGCUCAGGAGAUGUCUCAGAUGCCAGGUAAGAGCCUCUGUUUUCAGACCUCAGAGUGUGAGUUGCACAGAGCCCAAGCUGACUGGCACAGUCACAGCACAUAUGAUGGAUUAUAGAUGAUUAUGGUUCUAUCAUAUGAGCAAUAAUGAACCAUGUUCUGGUGACUAAUGGGUGUUUGCUGGUGCUUACCCAUGCAGGCAGGGACAGCCCCCCUCCCAAUGAUGUGUCUGAGGACAACGACGAGGCCAUGCCCGUCCCAGAGGACCUGUCUGCCAGCUCCAAUCUGCAACACAACAACAGGGGUGACAAAGGAGGCAUGGGUGAGUGACAGCUCAUAUAAGUCUGUGCCACAUGUUUCAAUGUACCACUCCCACAUCAGUGGGCCUAUAACCAGUUAUAACACCCAGACCAGUAUAGCCAUCAAACUUUCACCUGUGUGCCCCAAAACAGUUUCCAGAGCACCUUCAGAAAUAUGUAUACCCUCACAAGGACAAAAGUAGUAGUAUUGUUCAUACUACUUAUAAUGAAAAGAAUGAUGAUUUAAAAACAUCAGUUAUCAUAAUAUAUUAAUAAAUGUCAUAUGAUGAAUACAUUUAUAAUAAUACAUUCUUGUUACACCUGCCUGCACUAGAUAGAACAGCAAAAUUUCCACCCCCUUAUUUUUUUUACAUUAAAAUAAACCAAAAUUACAUAUCAUAAAAACAAAUGUGUCAGUAACUUAACUAUUUUGUGUUAGUAAAAUAGCAAGUUUGUAACGGCAUCCCAAGCAGUAGUUACCACAUCAAAAAAAUCCCUUAAAUCCACUUAUUACUUGCAAUCUAGCGCUUAAUCAAUCUUAGUUCUUUUGAACAUGUAAUCUUGAUGCAUUUAGGUCAUUGGCAGGAAAGUUUGGACAUUUCUCUGAUCCAUCACAUGAUGUGCAAAACCUUAAGGAAUGGCUAAUGUGGCCUUGAUAUGUGGAUGUAACUAAAUGAAGCCAGGGAAUACCAUUAGCUGAUGUACAAGUUCAUUGAAACUCGGGACAUGACUGGGAUGUCAGGGGACACCGGGCAGCAUUUACCAGAUGAAGUUUUGGAAUUCAAAUGCUUGCUUCAUGAGAACAUCUGUGAACCCCUCCCCCCUAGUGCUGCACUACCUGUGUGUAAGGUUAGCCAUGUCAUAUUGUAUACGUAAUAAUACAGUAGCUCAUGCAACCAAUAUCUAUGGUAGGUUUAUGGGAUGUGUUAGUGAUCCAUUGUGAUAACUACAAUACACAAUAAGUGUUACUAUAAUUUUGGGUGUAAAACUGGAUUGUCCUUCCAUAUUAGCUCCAGAUAGCUGUGUGGUGUAGUUUACCCUUGUACUUCGAGUCAGAAACAACAUGUCAGAGCAGAGGAAACUGAAAUAAGAUGUGCAAGAGUUUCCUAAGAAAAACUUGCCAUCAGGCAGUUUCAACACUCCAGGAGAUAAAGUUUUCAGGAGCAGAGUCAAGCUCGGAGAUCAGCAUUGCACAUCACCAGUGCAUCGCACCACCACACAGCCAGCCACCUGCAAACACACUGACGCUUUCACUUCAACUGUCAAGCUUUUAACUCAGCAGCACACAUAAGGAACUCCAACCCUCGCCAGCAUGCCAUAGUUUACGACAAGGAUACCCAUUGUCAUGUACCAGGAAUUUAUUGUAACUGCCCUACUAACCAUGAAGUACACAUUUAUCUUGAUCAAAAGUCACUCAGUCAAUGUGAAAACGUCUAUCAGCAUUGAAGAGAAAUCAUCAUGAGAUAUUUUGAGGCUUUCACCUCCAGCAGCUGCAGUUCUAAGGUUUAUCCAUGAGCCGCCAAUUGAUUGACUUUCUGAAGCAUUACAUGGGCUGACCUAUACUUAUUUUGUUUAUCAUAAAUGCUCAUUUUUUGGGCUUUGUGCAAGUUUGCAGUUGAGCUAGAGCUGGAAGAGGAGGCCAUAGGAAACACAGGCAUAUGCUGCUGUGGUUCAGUCCAGUCAGGCAUGUCUUUCUCCAUAUGACUGUCUUUGUGGCUGAGCGUAUGAUUAGUCAUUUCACUUGCUGGAUUUACAGACAUUAUUCCAUAGUACUUUCAACAUGUUUUUGUAAAUUCACAUACAAUGAGAGCAGAGCAUCAGAGAUAAAUGUUUUAUAGUGUCUUCUUUGGCGAGUUCGUUUUUUAAGGAUGUGUUGUAUGAUUCCUAAUCUCUUUUUCUGGUCUUAUAUUAUUUUGAAAUACAGGAAGAGGUCCUGAAUCAGAAAAGAGGUCGGCAUAAACAAAGACAACAGUGUGUGUGUGUUUGUAUGCAUGUGUUUGUUUGCACGUGUUUGUCUUUGGGCGUUGGUGAGUGUAAGUGUUUGUGUUGCUCUGCACUCACUGAAGAUCUAAUCACCAGUGUGAGGGUGUGAGAGUGUGAGAGGAAGUGACUGUUAUACUGUAUCUAUGCAGUGCAUCGCUGGCUCUCCGAUAAACCCCAAAUGCAUCAAGGAGUUAUUAUUAUCUGUUAGGAUCAUGUGGUUCAAAGGAUAUUGGCCUGAAGUGCAGGACACAAGCAGGACUGUGUAACUGAGACAAGGAGGCUGCAGGUAUGAUGGAAGCUCAAGACCUCAAAGCCAGGUUGUUUUUUGCAGUUUUCCAUUCACUUUCCAAUGCUAACAUAUUGUCCUACACAGCUUCUCUAGGUUCAUCCCACACAGACUUCACUAUACAAUUCAACAAGCCCAAAAAGGAUUUCCCUUGUGUUGGGAGGACAAGACACAUUGUCACAAAAGGUUGCCUUAUUGAAUUCAAUUGUAUCAAAAUAUUUUUGGUCAUUACAGUCACACAGACAGUAAAAUUACAUGUCACGGUAUGCCUUUCUGGUGACACAAUUUAUCUUUCAGUAUGUAUGAAUCAUUAGGGUUAUUCAGUCUUCACUACAAUCCUGUCUAUUUCCCAAAAAUGCAAGGCUAGAGUUUCAAAAGAGUGGGGAAAAGUACGCUUUGUUUUUGGUGCCCCUUAUCGACACUGAAACACCAAAAGGAAUUGUGUUCAGUAUGGCAUCUAUGUGGUUUUACACGCAUGUGGUUGGUUCCACAGCAGAGUUAGCACACACUGGGCUAUUUUCCUCAGGCAGUGAGAAAAGCAGCUCUGUUGCAGGAACCUUCAACAGGCUCUUUUUACUUCCACACUACAUAACUGAGCCAUCAUCAAUGGCUUGUUAUCAGUUACCCGUGUUUCCUAUUCUUUUGAUAGUUUGAGUAGCUUGUGAAUUUAGAAAUGUAGUCUCUUUUGUACCAGUGAAUCAAAUCAAUGACACUGGAGCUGUAACUAAGUAUACGGUAGCCUACACUGUUGAAAAUAAUGUGUUUAGUUAUUUGACUUAUAAGCAAAGUAAAUAAGCCUAGGGUUUUGUCACGGAAGGUCUCUGGAAAGAUACUUGAGCUUCAGUGGUCUACACCAACCCUCAUGUUGUCGUUCUGGCCCCUCUCAAACCCACAGGCUCAUAGCUGAGGUAGACAGCAUUGACAUCGGCAAGGUCAACCGGACUACUGCUGCUGGUGCUGCAGCUUCUCAGGGAUAAAUGGGGAAGUUGUGACUAACUUGGGGAUGGGAAGAAGGGCUUUUACUUUAUGUCAUGCUUGCCACACAUCCUGAUUUACUAGUUUUGGGAAGCAAGUGUAAAAUCUAACAGGAAAGAACAAACAAAGAGAUAGAGCAAUAAAACAACAACAGUGAAUCAGUAGAUCCGCCUCUCAAUGUCAACACCAGACAUUUAAGUCAAAUGAACAAUACAUAUUCUACUAUGAAUGAUAUAGAAUCAAAAGGCAACAGAAAAUCUCAGUGAGAUUCUAAAGGGUAACACCACUGCAACAAGAGCACUUUCUGUAAGUGAAAUCUUGGACGAGCCCCCAAAUCAAAUCAAAUCAAAUUGUAUUUGUCACGUGCGCCGAAUACAACAGGUGUAGACCUUACAGUGAAAUGCUUACUUACAAGCCCUUAACCAACAAUGCAGUUUUAAGAAAAAUAUGUGUUAAGAAAGUAUUUACUAAAAUAAACUGAAGUAAAAAAUAAAUAAAGAAGAAGAAAAUAGAAAAAUAACAAAUAUUUAAAGAGCAACAAUAAAAUAACAGUAACGAGGCUAUAUACAGGGGGUACCGGUACAGAGUCAAUGUGCGGGGGCACAGGUUAGUCGAGGUAAUUGAGGUAAUAUGUACAUGUAGGUAGAGGUAAAGUGACUAUUCAUUGAUAAUAAACAGAGAGUAGCAGCAGCGUAAAAAAUUUAAAUAGUCCGGGUAGCCAUUUGAUUAGCUGUUCAGGAGUCUUGUAUAUAUAUGCUACGGCCCAAGUUCUGUGCAUUUCUGUACAUUAACUGAACAACAAACCCAUAGAGGGCAGUGACAUUUUUUCUCUCACGACUUUAAUCACAUAGACGUUUAAAAAGAAAGUGGUUGUAUUCAUGUUGUAGCCAACAACCCAGUAAUCCUCAGGUCUAUGAUUCUGGCUGACAAGUAGGCCUAACAUGCUUGGGGAGAUGCAGGCCUUAACUCAGCAUCUGUGGUUUGUGAUAAUAUGCUCUUUAAAGUUAUCAGUACCCUGGGUGCUUUCUCUAUGUCAGUAGUAAUCUGUGCCUUUCUGCUUUCAUCUAGCUAACUUCCUUAGUGCCGGGUGUGCGAUUUCUAUAAGCGUGUGGUUUGUGUUUUCCUCAUCUCGCCUGCUCAGCGGAAAGACAUGUAGUAGUCUAUGUGUCCACUCGCAAAGACAAGUAACAACAGGCAAACUGACAAAACAAGGGGUUUUAGGGCUACAGACUAAAUGUUGUAUGGUGAGGGAGGAGCAGUUUUUCUUUUACAAGGCUGCCCUGGACUUACAGUAUUUCAUCAGUUAGCAUAACAUAACUAAUUCUAACGUAAUUUGGUCUUUGGGGUGUCCACUAUCACCAAGGUGGCGCUUAAUUGUAUUAUUUGAGUAGUUAGCAUGGUACUGUAUACCAAAUGCUGAUUUUAUCCAGUAUCACCAAGAUGGUAUUCAGUUGAUACUGAAGUGAGAGCAACAAAAAGUCAUUGUGUUCACACGAGUUGCCUUUCCGCUCUCACUGGAUGAAUCAUGCAUUAUGGGAGCUUGUUCCCUGGGAGUGUCAGUGAAAACAAGCAUCCCACAAAGGGACUGUUUCAGUUACACUGUUUUACAAUUCCUAGUCUGAGCUUCCCUUUCUGUCACUUCUCCAUAAUUAUUGGUAUUUCGGUUAGGUAGGCCCUGUUUCUGAAGCUUCCCCUUUUUCCCUAUAGAUUCCUAUAUUUCAUUAUUUCCACUUCUUCCACUUCUUCUGGUGUACAAACAAGGAAGGCACAUGAGGAAAUCAGCCACCAUGACAUGCAAAUCACAGGCUAAUAGUUGAGGGGUUUACAAGGUUUUAAGUGUUUAAAAGUACAUUCCAAUUACUUGAGGAAAACGUCACACUAUCCCUCCAAUACUCAAUCAGACGGCUGUCGUCACAUUUCCUUUACAUUCGCUCCUUUUAUAGUUGUGCUUAUUGAGAUGAUAAACUUUGAUUAAAUUAAGGUUCAAAAAAUAUUUGUGCAAAUGGAUUGUCUAUGCCAUAGUCUGGUUACAAAGUUAUUGAAAAAAUUGACAAGUUCCCAAUGGGCAAAAACUGAUUUAAUCAACGUUGUGUCCACGUCAUUUCAACAAAAAAAUCAAUGUGAUGAUGUUGAAUCAAUGUGGAAAACUAAUUGAAUUUGCAAAAAGUUAUCAACGUAAGGGCAUUUCAUCUUUUUUUCACCUAACUUUUAACCUAAAUCCAAUGACAUGGUGAAUUUAUUUGUUGAUUUCACGUUGAAUUCACGUUAGUUGACAACUCAACCAAAUGUAAAUCGAAACUAGACAUUGAACUGACUUCUGUGCCCAGUGGGUUGUGUCUAUAAAUCAAACAUUCAUUGUGUUACAUUUUGAAUGCAAGCGUUUUUGGAUUAUCAUUUACAUUUUUUAAGCGCUACCUAUGUUCAGAUAUUGUGUUUUUUUGUUAUUUCUUUUAUACCUUACUUAUUUGGUGUGCGAGUGUGUGUGUGUGUGUUUGUUUACCAUAGUUUGUUGGUCUGGUUUACACCGCUGCCGUCCCUUGUUUCACACAGCUUCCUGUGUCUCUGUUUCCUGUUUAUCUUGCAGUCAUUUUUACAGAAGUGUGAUGAUGAGAGAUGGAGUAUGAGUUUCCCUAUCUCUUUUAGCGAAUAUAUAUAUAUAUAUAUAUUAUCCAUCUGUUAUGUUUGAUCUGGAACACUGAUCACAAGAACCCACUGCAUAAAUUCACCAAAUCUGUUUCAAAGUUUUGUCCUAGUGUGCUCUGCUAAUCAAGUUGAAUUGAGGAUUGCUGCACAGAAAGUGCUGAUUUAAAUGCUCUCACUCUGCAAUGAACGAUUGCUAUCAGUAAGUUCAUUGGAGGUGAGGCACUAAAACAACCAUUCAAGUAGAGGGAGACACAGACACAUGCCCUUAAACUAAUAGUCACAUAUUGACCAAUGGAAAGUCAAAGAUGUACAUGUACUCAAAUAGUAAUAUAGUAAUGUACUCAUAUUUCUACACAGUAAGGUAGGCUAUAGUCCCCCAGAAACAUGCUCCUAUUCUAAACAGUGGCCCACUGCCCUCUUUUCCAGCCUGUAACAUUAAAGUUGAGGCUCGCAGUGACGAGGAGAAUGGGCUCGCCUUUGACAUGAUGAUGAAUGGCGAGGAGGAGGAGGAGUGUGCGGAAGACUUGCGCGUGCUCGAUGCCUCGGGGGCCAAAGUGAACGGCUCCUAUGCAGGCGGCCCCGACAGCAAGGGCCCCUACUCCUCAGCCGGGGGUAUCCGCCUGCCCAACGGGAAGCUCAAGUGUGAUAUCUGUGGGACAGUUUGCAUUGGCCCCAAUGUGCUGAUGGUGCACAAGCGAAGCCACACUGGUAAGCCAUCUGCGAUACCCAUCGCCCUUACUUUGCACCCACGCUCACUGGUAGCCUUACAGAGAGAUCAUCUGUAUGUGGAGUUGAGAAGCUGAGAUGGAUUCUGUCAGUAUCUUUAUCUUUACUUCAGACACUGAGAGCAGUAGACAGAGCACUCUUAGGGUACGUCUGUGUUCUUAUGUCUUAUUCCAAAGUUGUCCACAAAGCAUAGGCUACAACACAAGUAAUUGGGGUUUCACACUAUCUUACAGAAGUUAAUUACAUGCUUAUCACCUAAUAAGUAUGUUUUUGUAUAUUGGAGAACAAAGCACCACUUAGUAGGAUAUCAUGCUACAGUGCUAGGUAUCCACCAAUUGUGUUGACUUCUAUAAGAUAAGCACCAGGAGGUGCUAACUGUUACCAUGUCAUUUCUCAGUAAGUGAGGUGGAAUGAAGCAGUUGAAUACUUGUUUUGUAAAAGUUAUUGCUUAACCAAUAGGAGUUAAUUGAUGAUGGACGAGCUUAACAUGAAGAGAUCAAUUCCAUUUAGUUGUUGAUGUGGAUAAUAUAGAGCUUUCAUUGGUUUGUAGUGGUCAAAUGGGUUUCAGAGGCAUCUUUUCCCAUAGUUACAGUGCUAUAGUCAAUAUAUUGGUAUGUAAUGUUGUAAACGGGAGUUUUAGACUAAAAUAUUGAGGUAUUAGUCAAGUAUGUCAUGUGUCACUCCUGAGUAGCGCAGUGGUCUAAGGCACUGCAUCGCAGUGCUAACUGUGCCACUAGAGAUCCUGGUUCGAAUCCAGGCUCUGUCGCCGCCGGCCGCGACCGGGAGACUCAUGGGCGGCGCACAAUUGGCCCAGCGUCAUCCAGGGUAGGGGAGGGAAUGGCCAGCAGGGAUGUAGCUCAGUUGAUAGAGCAUGGCGUUUGCAACGCCAGGGUUGUGGGUUCGAUUCCCACGGGGGGCCAGUAUAAAAAAAUAAUGUAUUCACUAACUGUAAGUCGCUCUGGAUAAGAGUGUCUGCUAAAUGACUAAAAUGUAGUAUCUAGAUAUUCUGUAUGGGUGACUUUUGGGUGUCCUUUUAAAUUAUCACAAGAGAGGUGGCUCGUGAUCUAUUUGUUGUGUGAUAAGACUAAAAAAGUAAGAUGAAUAUAGUCCCUAAACAUGACCUUAUAUCACAGAUGAAAAACAGGAUAUCAGCGGCAAUUAAAUGGAAUCUCCACAAAAUUGCAAUUAUCCGAGUAUAAAAACUUUUUCAAAAUUCAAAAUUGAUAUUCUAUUGAAAUUCACCCAAACCAGUAGGGGGGAACACUUUUUAAAAAGGCACUUAACUGCCAAGCUUUAGAAACUAAUGAAACCCAAAAUGGAAGAAAGGAACAUUAGACUAAUGUAAAUGCAAAAUAAUGUAUAAUAAAAUAUAUAAUGAAGUGCCUCCUAUUUAAAUAGAAAAUAUUCUGUGGUGAGUCUCUGCUCCUGAAAUGCAUUUUUAAUGAGCUUCCUUUUUUCUAUAGUUUUGCUGCUUCACUGGUGAGUCUUAUUUUAUGGGGGCCUUUUGAAAAAAAAAAGCCAUAUUAAAACCUUCUCACAGAAUGCCACAACACGCAGAGAGGAUGGAUAUUGGUUUAUUCCAGAACCACUGAUCAGGAAGACUGGCUCUCAACACAAAGUGUUUCCUUCGCUUUAUUCAAAUUAGCUUGAAUUUGCAUUGUGAUGGGCCACUCUUAUUUUAGAGACGAAGAAGAGAAAAAAAUUAGAUUUUCAGAUCAAAUUGACCCAGGCACUGGUGCAUUACGAAACUGGCAGCCUGAGUCUGAAAGGCUCUUGUUCGAUCAGAGUGGUAGUCGGCUCCGAGGUGCAGGGCCAGGGAGAGCACGGAGAAAUGGAGUGUCACUCCGCUCUCAAACCCUCCUAGGCUGGUUGAUUGGGUUGUGUGCCGAGUUCCUCCAUCAUCCACUGUGUUCUAGUGCUUGGGAGUCUUGUAGUACAGUGACCCCACAUUCACAUCCACAGUGGAACUAUUUGGGAUGCUUUAGUUCUUGCAUCCACAUAGCAAAAUUCAGACAAUGGCUUUAUACCUAGCCUAUUAUUGUCUGAGGAGAGGCUGUUCUCGUUGAGCUGAGCUGACAUUGGUGUAUCUUAAAGCAAACUAGAAACUCCCAAUGGUUGAACUGAUACAAACUACAAAUUGGUCCAUCUCAUGCUGCAGGAUGACAAAAGAGAAAGCACAUUCAUACAUUCACCAUACACUGUCAACACUUUGCAUUAACCCUCUUUUAUCUAAAAUGUAUAUAAUUCCAUUCAUAUAGGCCUACUCUUACAAAUAAAAUACUCAUCUGCUAUUAUUGUAAUUUUGUGUCUGAGCUCACAACACAAGAUUUUGCUGAAGAUGUUCCUAUUUAAUGAUAACAUCUACAUGAUAGUAUCUACAUAACUCACAGAUGCCUAUACUCCAGUUGUGUGUUUGUGAGAUUACAAAAGUGUGCUUGUUAGUGAAAAAUAUCCAAACACUAAUUUGCAAUCUGCCAAUUACAUUUAAAGUGUUGAUACAUACUGUAGAUGAGUGGCAGCUGUUCCUGUGUGAUGGCCCUCACAGCCUGCUGUCUUGUCCUCAGGAGAGCGUCCGUUCCAGUGUACCCAGUGUGGUGCUUCUUUCACCCAGAAAGGCAACCUGCUGCGCCACAUCAAGCUCCACUCAGGAGAGAAGCCCUUCAAGUGUCACCUGUGCAACUACGCCUGUCGCAGGAGAGACGCCCUCAGCGGUCACCUGCGCACCCACUCUGGUGAGUUAGGAGCAUAUGUCUGUCAUCUGCAAAUCAAUUAUUAUAAAACCAUUACGUUUAUCAUGUCAAGGAAACAUGUGACUGGGUCUAUUGGAGAAUGAAAAAUAAUUCCAUUAUUACUCAAAAUACAACAUAUACACCACUCACAAUAUGGACAGUACUAUGGCCCCCCCCACAUGCACUUGAAUAUUGCUCUCAAUUUAUUGCUGUCAGUGCUCACUGCUGUAUCAAUGUCACAUCUAAGUAAGCAUUUCACUGUAAUGUCUGCACCUGUUGUAUUCGGCGCAUGUGACCAAUAAAGUUUGAUUUGAUUUGAUUUGAUCGUACAGUUGGAAAACCCCACAAAUGUGCUUACUGUGGGCGGAGCUACAAGCAGCGUAGCACUCUGGAGGAACACAAGGAGCGGUGCCACAACUAUCUCCAGUGUAUGGGGCUGCAGAACAGCAUCUAUACAGGUUAGUUAGUGUCUCUCACCUCCACCUACACUGUUGACCUACUGUGCACUGUAGUUUACUCAGGACUCUCUCUGGUAGCAACAUGAAUGAACCAACAAUGAUGCAAUUACAACAAUACUCCCAACAGGUCAGACUACAUUUUAUGACAUUUAUCUGCAGAAUAAACAUUGUUCCUCUAUCAGUAAGGCUUCCGUAAUGUAUUGGACAAGUGCAUUUUUGCUGUUUCUGUUGACUCAUAUCCAGUUAUUCUAAAGGGGAAAAACACUUUAUUCAGUAAAGAAAUGUGGUCAAAUAGAGUGGCAGCUAAUUUUCUUGGAAUGACGGAUAGGUCUUUAAGUUUUACUGCUUCCUUCUGUGAAUCAACUAACUAUAAAUAAGAGCCUGACGUCUUUUUCCUUGUAAUCUUUUCAGUUCAUGUUUUGUUAAAAAUGAAUUGACAGUUCUGCUUAAAUGUAAUAAUAAUUUCCUGAAUGUGGAACAUGGCUUAGAGUUAAAUAUAGUAAGAUAAUGUGGCUUUUGCUCACGUUAAAAUACCUCUUAUACAAAGGAUCCAUUGAAGGUGGAUGUACAUGUAACCUACUGAGCUGACAACAUUAGAAAGUGGGCCGAGAGAGCAGAGGUUUGUAUAUUUAUAAGAGGAAAUUAUGAGACAGGUUGAUCACUCUCCUUUGCUUAGUUAGUGUGUGCCUUCAGAAAGUAUUCACACUCCUUGAAUUUUUCCAAAUUUUGUUGUUUUACAGCCUGAAUUUUAAAUGGAUUAAAAUUUUGUGUCACAGGCCUACACACAAUACCCCAUAAUGCCAAAGUGGAAUUAUGUUUUUAGAAAUGUUUACAAAUUAAUAAAAAAUGAAAAGCUGAAAUGUCUUGAGUCAAUCAUUUGGAUGGUGUAUCAAUACACCCAGUCACUACAAAGAAACAGGCGUCAUUCCUAACUCAGUUGCCGGAGAGGAAGGAAACCGCUCAGGGAUUUGACCAUGAGGCCAAUGGUGACUUUAAAAGUUUAAUGGCUGUGAUAUACCAUUCUUCAGAUAUACAGUACUACAUGUUCUAUCCAUAUACUGUCCAUAUUAUCUAUACAUCCCAUCACACACACAUAUACAGUGCAUUCGGAAAGUAUUCAGACCCCUUCACUUUUUCCACAUUUUGUUACAUUACAGCCUUAUUCUAAAAUUGAUUUUUUUUUAAGAAUCCUCAUCAAUCUACACACAGUACCCCAUAAUAACAAAGCAAAAACAGGUUUUCAGAAAUGUUUGCAAAUUUUUAUUUACAUACACUACCGUUCAAAAGUUUGGGGUCACUUAGAAAUGUCCUUGUUUUCGAAACAAAAGCAAUUUUUUUGUCCAUUAAAAUAACAUCAAAUUGAUCAGAAAUACAGUGUAGACAUUGUUAAUGUUGUAAAUGGCUAUUGUAGCUGGAAACGGCAGAUUUUUUAUGGAAUAUCUACAUAGGCGUAUAGAGGCCCAUUAUCAGCAACCAUCAGUCCUGUGUUCCAAUGGCAUGUUGUGUUUGCUAAUCCAAGUUUAUAAUUUUAAAAGGCUAAUUGAUCAUUAGAAAACCCUUUUGUAAUUAUAUUAGCACAGCUAAAAACUGUUGUGCUGAUUAAAGAAGUAUCUGGAGCAUCAGCAAUUGUGGGUUCGAUUACAGGCUCAAAAUGGCCAGAAACAAAUAACUUUCUUCUGAAACUCAUCAGUCUAUUCUUGUUCUGACAAAUGAAAGCUAUUCCAUGCGAGAAAUUGCCAAGAAACUGAAGAUCUCGUGCAACGCCGUGUACCACUCCCUUCACAGAACAGCGCAAACUGGCUCUAACCAGAAUAGAAAGAGGAGUGGGAGGCCCCGGUGCACAACUGAGAAACAGACGCCUCACAGGUCCUCAACUGGCAGCUUCAUUAAAUAGUACUUGCAAAACACCAGUCUCAACGUCAACAGUGAAGAGGCGACUCCGGGAUGCUGACCUUCUAGGCAGAGUUGCAAAGAAAAAGCCAUAUCUCAGGCUGGCCAAUAAAAAUAAAAUAUUAAGAUGGGCAAAAGAACACAGACAGUGGACAGAGGAAGAUUGGAAAAAAGUGUUAUGGACAGACGAAUCGAAGUUUGAGGUGUUCGGAUCACAAAGAAGAACAUUUGUGAGACGCAGACCAAAUUAAAAGCUGCUGAAGGAGUGCUUGAUGCCAUCUGUCAAGCAUGGUGGAGGCAAUGUGAUGGUCUGGGGGUGCUUUGAUGGUAGUAAAGUGGGAGAUUUGUACAGGUUAAAAGGGAUCUUGAAGAAGGAAGGCUAUCACUCCAUUUUGCAACGCCAUGACAUACCCUGUGGACGGCGCUUGAUUGGAGCCAAUUUCCUCCUACAACAGGACAAUGACCCAAAGCACAGCUCCAAACUAUGCAAUAACUAUUUAGGGAAGAAGCAGUUAGCUAGUAUUCUGUCUAUAAUUGAGUGGCCAGCACAGUCACCGGAUCUCAACCCUCUUGAGCUGUUGUGGGAGCAGCUUGACCGUAUGGUACGUAAGAUGUACACAUCAAGCCAAUCCAACUUGUGGGAGGUGCUUCAGGAAGCAUGGGGUGAAAUAUCUUCAGAUUACCUCAAGAAAUUGACAACUAGAAUACAAAGGUCUGCAAGGCUGUAAUUGCUGCAAAUGGAGGAUUCUUUGACGAAAGCACAGUUUGAAGGACACAAUUAUUAUUUCAAUAAAAAAUAAUUGUUUCUAACCUUGUCAUUGACUACAUUUCCGAUUCAUUUUGCUAUAUUUCCCAUAAACUCAUUUCAUGUGACCCCAAACUUUUGAACGGUAGUGUAAGUAUUCAGACCCUUUUACUCUGAGACUCGAAAUUGAGCUCAGGUGCAUCCUGUUUCCAUUGAUCAUCCUUGAUAUGUUUCUACAACUUGAUUGGAGUCCACCUGUGGUCAAUUCAAUUGAUUGGACAUGUUUUGGAAAGGCACACACCUGUCUAUAUAAGGUCCCUCAGUUGACAGUGCAUGUCAGAGCAAAAACCAAGCCAUGAGGUCGAAGGAAUUGUCCGUAGAGCUCUGAGACAGGAUUGUGUCGAGGCACAGAUCUGGGGAAGGUUACCAAAACAUGUCUACAGCAUUGAAGGUCCCCAAGAACACAGUAGCCUCCAUCAUUCUUAAAUGAAAGAAGUUUGGAGCCACCAAGACUCUUCCUCGAGCUGGCCUCCCGGCCAAACUGAUCAAUCGGGGGGAGAAGGGCCUUGGUCAGGGAGGUGACCAAGAACCCAAUGGUCACUUUGACAAUGCUCCAGAUAUCCUCUGUGGAGAUGGGAGAACCUUCCAGAAGGACUACCAUUUCUGCAGCACUCCACCAAUCAGGCCUUUAUGGUAGAGUAGCCAGACGAAAGCCACUCCUCAGUAAAAGGCACAUGACAGCCUAAAGGACUCUCAGACCAUGAGAAACAAGAUUCUUUGGUCUGAUGAAAGCAAGAUUGAACUCUUUGGCCUGAAUGCCAAGCAUCACGUCUGGAGGAAACCUGGCACCAUCCCUACGGUGAAGCACGUGGUGGCAGCAUCAUGCUGUGGGGAGGUUUUUCAGCGGCAGGGACUGGGAGACUAGUCAGGAUUGAGGGAAAGAUGAACGGAGCAAAGUACAGAGAGAUCCUUGAUGAAAACCUGUUCCAGAGCGCUCAGGACCUCAGACUUGGGCGAAGGUUCACCUUCCAACAGGACAAUGACCCUAAGCUCAGAGCCAAGACAAAGCAGGAGUGGCUUCGGGACAAGUCUCUGAAUGUCCUUGAGCGGCCCAGCCAGAGCCCAGACUUGAACCCGAUCGAACAUCUCUGGAGAGACCUGAAAAUAGCUGUGCAGCGACGCUCCCCAUCCAACCUGACAGAGCUUGAGACGAUCUGCAGAGAAGAAUGGGUGAAACUCCCCAAAUACAGGUGUGCGAAGCUUGUAACGUCAUACCAAAUAAAACUUGAGGCUGUAAUCGCUGCCAAAGGUGCUUCAACAAAGUUCUGAGUAAAGGGUCUGAAGCCUUAUGUAAAUGUAAUAUUUCAGUUUUUGCUUUUUCAUUAUGGGGUAUUGUGUGUAGAUGAUGAGGGGAAAAAAUAAUUGUAUCCAUUUUAGAGUAAGGCUGUAAUGUAACAAAAUGUGGAAAAAGUGAAGGGGUCUGAAUACUUUCUGAAUGCACUAUAUAUACAGCAUAUUUAUAUAUUUAUACUCUUAAUUCCAUUCUUUUACUUUUUAGAUUUGUGUGUAUUUUUGUGAAUUGUUAGAUAUUACUGCACUGUUGGAUCUAGGAACACAAGCAUUUUGCUACACCCGCAAUAACAUCUGCUAAAUAUGUGUAUGCGGCCAAUAAAAUUUGAUUUGAAAGGAGAAAACUGAGGAUGGAGCAACAACAGUGAAAAUAAAAAUAUUCUAAAGGCACUAAAGUAAAACUGUAAGAAAUGUGGCAAAGAAAUUAACUUUAUGUCCUAAAUAUACAAAGCGUUAUGUUUGGGGCAAAUCAAACACAACACAUUACUGAGUACCACUCUUCAUAUUUUCAAGCAUUGUGGUGGCUGCAUCAUGUUAUGGGUAUGCUUGUCAUCUGCAAGGACUAGGGAGGAUUUUUAGGAUCAAAAGAAAUGGAUAAGAGCUAAGCACAGGCAAAAUCCUAGAGGAAAACCUGGUUCAGUCUGCUUUCCAACAGACACCGGGAGACAAAUUCACCUUUCAGCAGGACAAUAAUCUAAAACAUAGGGCCAAAUACACACUAGAGUUGCUUACCAAGGUGACAUUGAAAUUUCCUGAGUGACCUAGUUACAGUUCUGACUUAAAUCGGCUUGAAAAUCUAUGGCAAGACUUGAAAAUGGCUUAGUAAUGAUCAACAACCAAUUUGACAGAGCUUGACGAAUUUAAAAAAUAAUAAUGUGGAAAUAUUGUACGAACCAGGUGUGCAAAGCUCUUAGAGACUGAUCCAGAAAGACUCACAGCUGUAAUCGCUGCCAAAUGUGAUUCUAACAUGUGUUAACUCAGGGGUGUGAGUAAAUUUGAUAUUUCUGUAUUUCAUUUUCAAUACAUUUGCAAAAAUCUCUAAAAACAUAUUUUCACUUUGUCAUUAUGGGGUAUUCUGUGUAGAUAGGUGAGAGACAAAAUCUAUUUAAUCAAUUUUGAAUUCAGGCUGUAACACAACAACAUGUGGAAUAAGUCAAGUGGUAUGGAUACUUUCUGAAGGCACUGUAUACCAACUGUCUGUCAAUAAAAGCAUCCUCAUCAUUGCGCCCUGUAAGAAAUCUACUUUCAGGGAUGCUUAAGCCAAUAUUAGCAAGAUCCUGUUAUACAGUAAUUCUAAAUUUUAUCAGGUCAGAUUUUACUACUUUGGUUCUGAAACCUACUUCUCUGUCUUGCUUUCCAGUAGUAAAGGAAGAAAGCAACCAGAAUGAGCAGAGGGAAGACUUAAGCCAGACGGGAUCUGAGAGAGCCUUGGUGCUAGACAGACUAGCUAAUAAUGUUGCCAAACGUAAGAGCACUAUGCCACAGAAAUUUGUAGGUAAGGGAGAAAGUCUGCUUCCUUUGUAUACCAACCAACAUUGCUUUAACUGCAAAGCACACGACUUAGGUUCCAAAUGUGAGAAUUGCGUAUUUCAGUUUGAUGCAUUCUGAUUUGCCACCUUUGCGCUGCAGAAUAGGCUAUUUAAUAAAACAGCAUUAAUUAAUUAAUUAAUUAUUAAUUAACAUUAAUAUUCAGCAUGAUCACCCUUGUGCCUAGAAUCUGUCUAUCAUUAUAACAAUGUUUGAGAUUUAUUUAAGUUGAUCAAACAUAAUAUUUCCAUUGAUUUCAACUUCAUUCUAAAGCUUUGUGUAUUAUACAUUUAUUUUAAGAUGACUUACUUAAAUUAAAUUAAUUAAAUAUAUUAAUAAGAAUAUAUUGACAAAGCAUGUCAGAAAUAACAACAACUAAAACAAAGUAAUCAGCCAUGAGACACUAAGGAGAACAAUGCAAAUAACUCUAAAUAAGGAGAGAAUCAGUAAAAUUGUGACCAAUAAAUGGACCCCUAGAACUACAGGGAAACAUUAGUGCUUGUAAUGUUUGAUGUCAGGAAUCUGAGGAUUUUCUAUUUGAAUUGUAACAUUGGUAUUCAUCGGUUUUCCCUUUCUAAUCCUCAGGUGAGAAGCGUCUCGCCGACCUCUCCUUCGAGGGCAACCCGGGGGAACUGAUGCAGCCUCAUGUCAUCGACCAGGCCAUCAACAGCGCCAUCAGCUACCUGGGUGCUGAGUCCCUGCGACCUCUCAUCCAGACCUCCCCAACCUCCUCUGACGUGGGGGUUAUUGGCUCCAUUUAUCCCCUCCACAAGCCCCCUCCAGAGGGCCAAGGGGCGGGGGGCCACGGCCUGUCAGCCAAGGACAGCGCAGCCGAGAACUUGCUGCUGCUCGCCAAGUCCAAAUCUGCCUCCAGCGAGAGGGAUGGCUCCCCCAGCCACAGUGGCCAGGAUUCCACCGACACGGAGAGCAACAAUGAAGAGAGGGCAGGUGGCAGGGCAUCGAGCCUCAUCUACCUGACCAACCACAUCACGUCUGGGGUACGUAAUGGCGUGCUGCCCCUGGUGAAGGAGGAGCAGCAGCGGCAGAACGAGGCCAUGCGGGCCAGCAUCGAGAUGGCCUCAGAGGGGUUCAAGGUGCUGAGUGGAGAGGGGGAGCAGUUGAGGGCAUAUUGCUGUGAACACUGUCGCAUCCUCUUCCUAGACCAUGUGAUGUACACUAUCCACAUGGGCUGCCACGGCUUCCGAGACCCUUUCGAGUGUAACCUCUGUGGCUACCACAGUCAGGACCGAUAUGAGUUUUCGUCACACAUGACCCGAGGGGAGCAUCGCUACUGA
Molecule: messenger RNA, 22221 nt
Organism: Coregonus sp. 'balchen'
Lineage: Eukaryota; Metazoa; Chordata; Actinopteri; Salmoniformes; Salmonidae
Source: the annotation of a GenBank genome assembly